Closterium sp. NIES-65 is the source of this 2301-nucleotide messenger RNA. NCBI's taxonomy places the organism in Eukaryota, Viridiplantae, Streptophyta, Zygnematophyceae, Desmidiales, Closteriaceae. The record is from the annotation of a GenBank genome assembly.
AUGUCGUCUUUAGCGGAGUACUUGAAGCGGUACACGUCGGAUGGGCCAGCGGGGGGCGAGGAGAAGAAGAAGAAGAAAAAGAAAAAGAAGGGCGCCGCACCCGCGAAGAACGCGGGAGGGCUCGUUCUGGUGGACGCUGACGCCACGUGGCAGAAGCCGAUUGGCGAAGAGGCCGAUGAGGAAGAAGAUGAGCCGGUAACGGAUGCUCCCCAGGUGGAGGAGGACGUGGAGGUUCGGCGACAGCGACGCCUAGAGGAGGCUCGGAAGCGAGAGCUGGAAGUUCGGGAGGAUGGGAGCGGAUGGGUUACUGUGGAUCGGACACAGGCACGGGGAGGGGGAAGAGGAGAUGGGGAAGGAGAGGCAGGGGGUGUUGGGGGGUCAGUUGAGGGCGGCAGGAGGGGAAGGCAUGACAGCCCGGACCUCUCUCCCCCUCGCCGAGCCAGACACUACUCCCCGGACCUGUCGCCUCCUCGGCGCCGAACCGGAGAAGACUCUCUGGACCUGUCUCCCCCCCGUCGAGGCAGGAGAGGACGGCAUGACAGCCCUGACGGGGACGAGGGGGGCGACAGGAGAGACGGGGGAGAGGGGAGAGAUGAGAGAGAGGAGAGAGAGAGGUGGGGCAGAGAAGGGAAUAGAGGAAGGGUGGUAAGAGAUGGUGGUGGAGGGACGAGAGGGGAUUCACCUGACCUGUCUCCCCCUCGAAGGGCCACAAGGGGCUCACCAGACCUGUCCCCUCCUCGGAAGAGAAAGGCCCAAUCUUCCAAUCUUUCCCCUCCUCGCCGAGCCAGGCAUGACUCGCCGGACCUGUCGCCUCCUUGCCGAGCCAAAGACGUUUCGCCAGACCUGUCGCCUCCUCGAAGGGGCAGAAAGGGCUCACCGGACCUGUCUCCCCCGCGCCGAACCAGAAACGAUUCACCAGACCUGUCUCCUCCUCGCCGAGCCAGGCACGACUCGCCAGACCUGUCCCCACCCCGCAAGAACAGGAAGGACCCGUCCCCGGACCUCUCCCUGCCCCGGCGCCAAACCAGAAAGGGCUCACCGGACCUGUCCCCGCCUCGUCGCCGAACCAGACAAGUGUCCCCGGGCCUGUCUCCACCCCGACGCCAAGCCAGGCAGGCCACCCCGGACCUCUCUCCCCUUCGACGCCGAGCCAGACAAGACUCACCGGACCUGUCUCUGCCACGAAAGGGGUCGGGGAAACAGGCAGGAACGCAGGGUGGGGGGAGCAUGUGGAAGGGGGGAGGGGGGAAGGCGGAGAGGAUGAUGGAUGGGAGCCUGGCGGGGCUGAGGAGCGGCAAGGAGGUGAUGGCUGAGGCUGAGGAGAAGAGGGCAAAGGACGAGGCCAGGUUCGCCCAGCUGGAUCCGUCCAUCAGUGGUCGGGGGGCGCAGACUGUGUACCGCGACAAAGCAGGCAAGCGAGUGAGCAAUCUGGAGGCCAUCAUGGCGGAGGAGAAGGCCAAGAAGAGCCGCGUGCUGCCGCCACCCGAGUGGGGCAAGGGUCUGGUGCAGAAGAGGCAGGCGGAGAGGCAGCAGGCUGACCUGGAUGCCGUGGCUGCCUGCCCGUUCGCUGCCUACGACUCCUCGUGUCCCCCUCACAGCUCCUCGCUGCUCUUCCCGUCUGCUCUCCUCCCGAUCUGUUACUUUGUCCCCUUGUCCCCGAAUGACGAGGAGCGAGAUCGCAUGCUCAAGAAUGCAGUGCGCUUUGGCGACCCCAUGGCACAUCUCGUCAAGAGCAACAUAUCAGCAGAGGCCCUGCUGGAGGACCUCAGUCGCGACCCAGCCAUGCAGGCCUCAGGCUUCACCGUGUCACAGGCCGUGUCCUUUAUCUUGAUAUCCUUCCCAACUCCUCCCACCCCUCCUCUCCCGCACCUGCAUGCACACGCAGAGCAACAUAUCAGCGGACGCCCUUCUAGAAGAUCUCAGUUGCGACCCAGCCAUGCAGGCCUCAGGCUUCACGGUGCCGCAGGCCAUCCCCUUAGAGCUUAUCCUCUCCCCCCUCUUCUCCCCCACCUCACCUUCAUACACAUGCAGAGCAACAUCUCGGCAGACGCUCUUUUGGAGGACCUCAGUCGAGACCCAGCCAUGCAGGCGUCGGGCUUCACCGUGCCACAGGCCAUUCCCCCUCACAGCUGGCUCAAGCGCCGCGUGUCCGCCCCGCACAACCGCUACGGCAUCCGCCCCGGCCGCCACUGGGAUGGUGUUGAUCGCAGCAAUGGGUUUGAGCGGGAGAUGUUCAAGCAGAAGAACGAGAUGCAGGCGCGGGAGCAGGAGGCCUUCAUGUGGUCCGUUGCUGACAUGUAG